This is a messenger RNA of Cephus cinctus (wheat stem sawfly), 2086 nucleotides long. RefSeq names its product phosphatidylinositol 4-kinase type 2-alpha (gene Pi4KIIalpha). The record is from RefSeq and is a predicted model, not a curated record. Gene Ontology annotation, cellular component: trans-Golgi network; lysosomal membrane; endosome. NCBI's taxonomy places the organism in Eukaryota, Metazoa, Arthropoda, Insecta, Hymenoptera, Cephidae. Gene Ontology annotation, molecular function: 1-phosphatidylinositol 4-kinase activity. The transcript has 6 exons. Gene Ontology annotation, biological process: Golgi organization; endosome organization; phosphatidylinositol phosphate biosynthetic process. Bases 375 to 1781 code for a protein of 468 amino acids.
UUUUUGGGUUGUUAAGAUGGUACACAAAAAAUGGAGGCGCCCUAAUCAGCUGAAACCGUCUGCUGGGAUGACGGGUUGAAAAUUUGGUUAAUUGGUUAAGGACACAUCAAGCCAUCAUACAGAGGAAUACAUAAUCAUUGAGGUCUGGAUAAAUACUGGAGGUCAUAUCCAGUCAUCUAGGGUCUAAGAGAACAAGAACACGUAUCAGAAGACCAAUGAAAAGAUCGAGAAUCAUCAUCUUCACUAGGGAAGAUUCCUAUCGCGUGCGUCACUGACAGGUGGCCAGUGCAAGAAUGUCUCAUAACAGAUAAAUAUAUUCAUCCCUGCUAAACAGCAAUCCCAGAUUGAAUCUGACCAGCUGAAUUUCCUCUGUGAUGAGCGACUCGGAACAGCGGCAGCUGCAUGUGCCUUAUCGAGAGUAUCAUUCACAGAAUUCAACCAAUCCAGCAACUCUUGUAGAGACCGAUGCUCUUGUUGAUUUAUCAGUCACACCAGUUGAAAAUUUACUGCAACCAAGGGACGAAGCUGAUUUGUUGCCUGACGUUGAAUUUAUACCUGCCCUUAGUGCGGAACAAUCUAUAACCAUUGAUUCCCCUGGAACAGACCGGGAGAGCCAGCCUCUCCUUGGUCGACUGGAACUUGACGUUACAUUCAACAGAUUUCCUGAUGAUCCACAAUUUUCGGAGUUAGUAUGGCAAGCAGAAUGUGCUAUAGACAGUGGAAUAUUCCCUGAGAGAAUUUAUCAAGGCUCGAGUGGUAGUUAUUUUGUAAAAAACCCUGCUGGAAAAAUUAUCGGUGUAUUUAAGCCAAAGGAUGAAGAACCUUAUGGAAGAUUGAAUCCAAAAUGGACAAAGUGGAUGCAUAAGCUGUGUUGUCCUUGUUGUUUUGGCAGAAGUUGCCUCAUACCUAAUCAGGGUUACUUAAGCGAAGCUGGUGCCAGUCUAGUUGACCGGAAGCUUGGCUUGGGUGUAGUUCCAAACACCAGAGUUGUAAAAUUGGUCAGCGUAACAUUUAAUUAUCCAAGAUUUGAUAGACAAAAGGCACGAAUGAAACAAGUCAUCAUGGACCAAUUUCCUACGGUCGGUUCACACUUCAAUCGGAUCGGUCUUCGGCCAAAGGUCGGCUCCUUCCAGGUAUUUGUAGAUGGUUACAAAGAUGCUGAUUACUGGCUACGAAGAUGGGAAAGUGAACCGCUACUGCCAAAACUUGGUAGACAAUUUCAGUUGCAAUUUGAACGACUUGUCAUUCUGGAUUAUAUCAUUAGAAAUACUGACAGAGGUAACGAUAACUGGCUUAUUAAAUAUGAACCUGGAGGCAGCAAAGGAGCUAACAACGAGGAUGGUGAAGUCAAAAUUGCGGCCAUCGACAAUGGCCUGGCUUUUCCAUUUAAACAUCCUGACUCAUGGCGUGCAUAUCCUUAUCACUGGGCUUGGUUGAGUCAAGCAAAGCAACCUUUCAGCGAAGCCACACGAGAGCUCGUUUUACCGCAAUUAUCUGAUCAAAAUUUCGUUCAGGAUCUCUGUGACGAUCUUUAUCAGCUUUUCAAACAAGACAGAGGUUUCGAUCGACAUAAUUUUGACAGACAGAUGAGCGUAAUGCGGGGACAAAUUCUGAAUCUUCAACAGGCAUUGAAAGAUCAAAAGAGUCCUGUACAGCUCGUCCAAAUGCCAGCUGUUAUAGUCGAAAAGGCCAAAGGGAAUGGAGCACCAAGAUUAUUUUCAUUUUCUGACACUUUCACUCAACGCUUCCAGAAUAAAAGUCCCUUUUUCUCAUGGUGUUAAUGCAUAAUUUGGAAUGAUCUGUAAAUAUCCUCAAUUGUCCCGCGAAUCUCCGGGAUAGGAUCAUAAACCGUGAAUCCUGACAGAGUUACUUUAAGUUUUCUUGCAUGUUCAUUCAACAUCAACAAUCCAUUAAUAUAUGGAAGGAAAAGAAUUCUGCGAUAAUGCCCUACCGAUCCUGCAAUGAAUAAUCCACUCUACGUUUAUACAUUUAGCCCGAUCUUAAUUUGCGAGUAUCUUUUUAAUUGGGAUAUAGAUAUUAUUCAUAUAAUUAUAUUGUAUACAGUAAAUAUAUCACGUUAAAAUCA